AUGUCGGUCAUGAACUCCUUCACCAAGGACAUCUUCGAGAAGUCCACUAGAUGGUGGGGAGGAUCAGGAAAGGGCGGCGGAGUGGCGGCCGGCGGGGAGGGCACGCCGAAGCUGGAGGACUUCCUCGGCAUGCAGCAGGAGACGGCCGCGGCGGGGGCGCCUAUCCGUGGAGUGGCCGGGGGCGGUGGGAGCUCGGUUGGGCUGUCCAUGAUCAAGAACUGGCUGCGCAGCCAGCCGGCGCCGGCGGCGGCGGCUGGGGUUGGGGGCGGCGCGGCGGCUCUGCCGGUGUCGAUGUCUAUGUCUCCUGGGGCUGGACCAUCGCCUGGUGGGAUGGGAAAGGCGGCUGACAACGGCGAGGUGACCGGUGCCGCGGCGGUGGAGGCGGCGCAGAGGGUGAAGACGGCCGUGGACACGUUCGGGCAGAGGACGUCCAUCUACCGGGGUGUCACCAAACACAGGUGGACAGGAAGGUAUGAAGCCCAUCUUUGGGAUAACAGCUGCAGAAGAGAAGGCCAGACUCGCAAAGGCAGACAAGUAUAUCUUGGUGGAUAUGAUAAGGAAGAAAAGGCGGCUAGGGCUUAUGAUUUGGCUGCCCUUAAAUACUGGGGUGCUACAACGACCACAAAUUUUCCGGUAAGUAAUUAUGAAAAAGAGUUGGAUGAUAUGAAGAAUAUGAGUAGGCAGGAAUAUGUUGCAUCACUUAGAAGGAAAAGCAGUGGAUUUUCACGUGGUGCUUCCAUGUAUCGUGGUGUUACAAGACACCAUCAGCAUGGAAGGUGGCAAGCAAGGAUAGGACGGGUGGCAGGAAACAAGGAUCUGUAUUUAGGCACAUUUGGCACCCAAGAGGAAGCUGCAGAGGCAUAUGAUAUCGCCGCGAUAAAAUUCCGUGGCCUCAAUGCCGUCACAAACUUCGACAUGAGCCGGUACAACGUCAAGAGCAUCAUUGAGAGCAGCAACCUCCCUAUCGGCGGUGGCACAACCCGGCGUUUGAAGGAUUCCUCUGAUCAGACUGACAAUAAUGCCAUGGGCAUCAACGUCAACACCAGUGCCAACAAUGCUGUAUCGUCCCAGUUCUUCACCGAUGCAGGCAUGGGCAACUACGGCUCACAGCAUCAUGGCUACAACGGAUGGUCACCGAUUAGCAGCAUGCAGCCGAUCCUCCCGUUGCAGUAUGGCGCCGCCCAUGGCGAGCCCAGGCCAUGGUGCAAGCAAGAGCAGGACAGCUCCGUGGUCGCAGCGGCGCAGAGCCUGCACAAUCUACAUCACUUCAGUUCCCUGGGCUACACUCACAACUUCUUCGAACAAUCCGAUGCCGUUCCAGACGUGUCAAGCUUCGUCGAUGCGCCUUCGAGGUCGGGAGGCUACUCUUCCUUCAGGUACAAUGGAGCAGCAGCAAAUGGUGCAGGCUUCCAUGGUGGCAUCAGCUACGCCAUGCCGGUUGCGGCGGCGGUGGACCAUGGCCAUGGCAUCCAUGGAUAUGGUGGAGAAGAUGGUGUGGUAGGCGUUGAAACAGCUCAUGACCACCUGUAUGGCAGCCGUGAUGUGUACUACCUUCCUGAGGGCUCCCUUGUCGCUGAUGCUGGAAAAGAUGGCGACUAUGGCCAAGCUGUUGGAGGCAACGGCAGCUGGGUUUCGCCGGGUCCAGAGUCGGAGAUGGUGGAGAAGGAUGCCAAUGUGACGACGGUUUGCCAUGGGAUGCCCCUUUUCUCAGUCUGGAAUGAUGCUUAG
This is a messenger RNA of Oryza brachyantha (malo sina), 1728 nucleotides long. Its product is annotated as AP2-like ethylene-responsive transcription factor BBM. The record is from RefSeq and is a predicted model, not a curated record. The coding region runs from base 1 to 1728 and encodes 575 amino acids. Gene Ontology annotation, molecular function: DNA-binding transcription factor activity; DNA binding. Gene Ontology annotation, biological process: regulation of DNA-templated transcription. NCBI's taxonomy places the organism in Eukaryota, Viridiplantae, Streptophyta, Magnoliopsida, Poales, Poaceae. The transcript has 9 exons.